AAGAACCAAUUGCUGGAUUUGCUGCGCCUCCUUCUUCAGUCACUUUCACCGGUAGCGGAGAAGAAAAUUGAAAUGGGAAGUUUUGCUUCUGAAGAAGUACAAGUGCAGGUAAGGAGUCACUUACUUGGCAAAAGGUAUCUAAUUGUACUAGAUAACUUACAGUUAGACAAUUGGGGUGAUAUCCGAGGAUGUUUUCCUGAACACAACAAUGGAAGUUGCAUAUUGGUAACCACUACACACUUUGAUCGGUAUGUCUUCAAUGGCUUGAAAAUCUAUAUUCACAGCAUGACUUUGCUAGAUCCAAAUGAAAGUUGGGAUCUGUUUUGCCGUACCCUUUCUAAGGGGAGUAUGUCAAGAUCACCUGAAUUAGAAAAAAUUAGGGGCAAUAUUAUAGAGAUAUGUGAUGGACUACCAUUGACAAUUGUUGUAGUUGCAAAGCGUCUAUCUAAAUGCAACGACGUGUUAAAGAAAUGGGAGAAGAUUAAAAAGGAAAUAGAGUCAUUGGGGAUUCUUGAUCGCAAUACUCUCAUUUUUCAUUACAAUAAAUUGUCGCAAAUUUUGAAAGUUUGCUUUCUAUAUCUUGGAGUCUUCCCAAAACGCAAAGAAAUCCAAGUCAAAAACCUAAUUGGGUUAUGGAUUGCCGAGGGAUAUUUUGAGCCAUUAGAGUUUGAAAAGAAAGAAAGUCAAGGUUAUCCAUAUUUACAAGAGCUUAUUGAAAGAAGACUUGUUUUAAUAUGCAAUCAGAAUUCUAAUGGCAAAAUUAAGACUUGUAGGAUGCAUAGUGCCAUGCAUAGCUUCUGUGUUGGAGAAGCUCAGAAAGAGGGUAUUUUUUGUGCUGUAAAUACUCUACAACAUUCAGGAUUGCCACUAAGUGAUUUUGCGAAUUCAAGUCGUUGGUUAAGUUUAUGCAAACAUAGUUUUGACUAUUAUGUUUUGUUUAGUUCGAACAAGCCUCGCUCCAUUUUCUUCUUUGAUGAAGAUCCUAAAACUUUUGUUCCCUUCAAGUUGUUAAGAGUUUUGGCCUUUGUUCCUUCUCCAUUCCUUCAAAGAGUGUCAAUGCAUUUGGGCGAUUUAAUUUUUUUGAGAUACCUAUUUAUAAGUAAGAGGUUUGAGGGUUUGGGUAAUAUACUGUCAAAAACCCCAAAUUUGCAGACACUUAUUGUUUCCAGUGAUGAACCACAAAUUGGAGCACCUACAAUUCAUUUGCCAUCCACAAUUUGGAAGUUACCACAGUUGAGACAUCUUGAACUUGGAGAUAUGUAUACGAUGGAUCCUCCCUGCACGGUUAAAGCGAAAUUGCAAACACUAUCUUGGGUGAGUCCAACUCAUUGUGGAAUGGAAGUGUUUCCAAACUUAAGAAAACUGAAAAUUUUCUAUAAAGAUGACUUAGAGUUCAAUCGCACUCAUGGAUCUUCAAGCAAUCCCAUCAUUUUGGAAAAUUUUGGAUAUUUAAAACAGCUUCAGAGGCUAAAGAUUUCUGUUUCGGUUAGCUGCGCUGUGGUAUAUACUGAACGAUUUAUGUGUCCUUUACAACUGCAGAAGUUGAGUUUGAGUGGGAUGAAUCUUUCUAAGAGAGAUUUAACAGUAAUUGGCAUGUUACCGGAGCUUAAGGUGCUCAAGCUUGAAAAUGCCUUCCUAGAAAGAGUAUGGGAAGUGGUUGAAGGAGGAUUCCGUGAAUUAAGAUUCUUGCUUGUGAAAGAUAAAAACCUCCUGCAGUUUUUGGCUGAUGAAAAAUCCUUCAAACAUCUUGAGCGUCUAGUUCUAUGA
Messenger RNA from Ipomoea nil (Japanese morning glory), 1767 nucleotides. RefSeq names its product putative late blight resistance protein homolog R1C-3. Gene Ontology annotation, biological process: defense response to other organism. Gene Ontology annotation, molecular function: ADP binding. NCBI's taxonomy places the organism in Eukaryota, Viridiplantae, Streptophyta, Magnoliopsida, Solanales, Convolvulaceae. The transcript is spliced from 2 exons. Bases 73 to 1767 code for a protein of 564 amino acids. The record is from RefSeq and is a predicted model, not a curated record.